AUGACAGUCCCCAAAGACCGCAACAAUCCAGAGAAGCAAGGUCAGGCAUCGGGUCCCGAUGAGCAUAUGGAGGUGAAAACCGAGCUCAACAGAAUACUUAAAAAAUCGCCGAUUAUUGUCUUUUCCAAGUCCUAUUGCCCCCAUAGUGCCAGGGCCAAGUCUAUCCUCCUAGACAAGUACUUAAUUGUCCCGGUGCCUUAUGUGGUAGAACUUGACCAACAUCCAUUGGGCCAGCCAUUGCAGGCACUCCUGGCGGAGAACACUGGUCGGCGCACUGUCCCUAAUGUACUGGUCAGUGGAAGAAGCAUUGGAGGCGGUGAUGACGUGACCGCCCUUGACGAGAAGAACGAGUUGGCCUCAAUAUUGAAAAAGCUGGGAGGCCAGUGGGUCCAGGAGCGACGCACAACUCGUGAUUUUCACUCCACCAAAGAAAGCGACCGGUUGCCUUUGAGGAAUUUCGAUCCUUUCGAACGACCGACCGCACGACGACAUCGACAAUUCUCCCUCGGACAUUCCACAGCCCACGCAGUCAAGAUGCGGUACAUUCAAUCCGAGGAACGGCUGCCCAUCCCCGAGAAUGUGAAGGUUCACAUUCGCUCCCGGGUUGUGACCGUUGAGGGCCCCCGAGGCAAGCUUGUCAAGGACCUCUCUCACAUCGCUGUCACUUUCGGCCGCCCUGAGAAGGAUGUAAUCUCCAUCGAGAUGCACCACGGUGUCCGCAAGGGUAUUGCUAGCCUGCGUACCGUCCGUACCAUCAUCAACAACUUGAUCAUCGGUGUCACCAAGGGCUUCAAGUACAAGAUGCGCUACGUCUAUGCUCACUUUCCCAUCAACGUCAACAUUGAUAAGAACGCUGAGACUGGCCUCUACGAUAUUGAGAUCAGAAACUUCUUGGGUGAGAAGUACGUUCGCCGUGUGACUGCCCAGCCCGGUGUUGAGGUCAUCACUUCCCCCAACGUCAAGGACGAGCUCCAGCUCUCCGGCAACUCCCUCGAGGGUGUCUCCCAGAGCGCUGCCGACAUCCAGCAGAUCUGCAGAGUCCGCAACAAGGAUAUCCGAAAGUUCCUUGACGGUCUGUAUGUGUCGGAGAAGGGUAACAUUGUUGAGGAAUAAAUGAUGACGGGGAUUGUCCGCCUUGAUGGGUAGUUUAGGAUGUCUGGAGAAUUUAAUUUUCGCCUAUUUGCAUAGGGAAGCAAAGCGGAAUUAAAGGAAAAAUCAUGGACCAUGGAAUUCAAAUGCCCCCUUUACGUGUCCACGGGUAUGGCCUUUCUCGGAUUGGGUGUAGAAAAAAACAAUCGGCCCC
Aspergillus alliaceus is the source of this 1303-nucleotide messenger RNA. RefSeq names its product 60S ribosomal uL6 domain-containing protein. Gene Ontology annotation, biological process: cytoplasmic translation. The record is from RefSeq and is a predicted model, not a curated record. Gene Ontology annotation, molecular function: rRNA binding; structural constituent of ribosome. Gene Ontology annotation, cellular component: cytosolic large ribosomal subunit; ribosome. The coding region runs from base 1 to 1113 and encodes 370 amino acids. NCBI's taxonomy places the organism in Eukaryota, Fungi, Ascomycota, Eurotiomycetes, Eurotiales, Aspergillaceae. The transcript is spliced from 7 exons.